Solanum dulcamara is the source of this 729-nucleotide messenger RNA. RefSeq lists its product as uncharacterized. Lineage: Eukaryota; Viridiplantae; Streptophyta; Magnoliopsida; Solanales; Solanaceae. The record is from RefSeq and is a predicted model, not a curated record. Bases 1 to 492 code for a protein of 163 amino acids. The transcript has 4 exons. Gene Ontology annotation, molecular function: methyltransferase activity.
AUGAAGUUGCAGCCGCUAGGGCUGGGCAUAAAAUACCAAAAACCGAAUUACCGAACCGAAUCGGCUAUUUCGAUAUUUCGGUAUUCGCCCAAAUCCCUAACCCUAACUAAACAUAUUAUACACCUUAAUUUUUAUCACUUUCAUGGCUCUAGAGGCUGGUGGACGACAUUGCUUUUUACAGCAGCACUGUCAUCUGCGAAAUAUUUCAUUCAACAUGUUUCAAAAUGGAACACCCUAACUCAGGCUCGUCGGAAUAUCUCUCAUCAUUAUAACCUGGCAAAAAUUAGCAAGGAACAUCACAUUUUAGAGAUUGGAUUUGGUUGGGGAACUUUGGCUAUGGAAGUUGUCAAGCAAACAGGAUGUAAAUAUACUGGUAUAACUCUCUCUGAGCAGCAACUAAAUUAUGCACAAUCGAGAGUUGAGCAAGAAGGCCUUCAGGAUAUGAGUGUGGGCACAUCAUGGAACAUAUUAAGGCCAGAGACAGUGUCUUAAUUGGUGCUGCAAGCCUGCUUGUUGCAGUAAUAUUGAAGUUGAUACCUAUUGAACAUAAGAAUACCUAUUCAAAUAUCACUGAUCAGCACCCUGGCUCAGUUGUAUUCGAUCCAUUACAUAGUUUGUUAUUAAAAAUCUUCAUAUUUUUUAUUAUUGCUAUUGUGAAUAUGAUGUACUAACAUAUUCCGUGUGGACUUCGACUUCAAUAUGGUAUUAUCGAAUACCAUACCGAACCGA